AUGGCCCCCGUGAAGCGCAGAGAUCUGGUCUUCGCCGCUAUCGCCGUCUUCGUCGCCUGGGGGUACCUGACCCAUUGGCAGCCCAAGCUGCACUACCUGCCCUACGCCUUCUUCGCCGGAGUACUCGCGACGCUCGCCCUGCUAGCAUGGCUCACCUUCACGAUCGCCUGGGACACAGACCUACGAAGCGGGGGAAAGGUCGACUAUGGGCCGCGCCAUGUCGCCUUCGUUGCGCCGGGCAGGUGGAAGGCUGAGCGGGAGGCUUUGGACAUGAGGAAUAUGUACAUGAUGGAGCCGCUAUACCCUGCGUCCUUCAUGAUAUCAGACAGCAUCGACGUGCUCAUUGGGCUGAUACUGCGCGACUUCGUGAAGAGCUGGUACGGCAGUAUCAGCAAAAGCCCAACCUUCGUCAACGAGGUUGACAAUGCGAUACGGGCUGCAAUGGGCGAGAUCCGGGAACGUAUACUGGCGGUAGAUAUGGUCGAGACAGUCGUGUCGCGCAUGAUACCCCUUAUCACCGAUCACUUGCGGGCAUCGUACGAGGCAGAGCGCAUAGUCCGCGGACGCAAGCUGUCGCGGAACAUCACAGAUUCUGAGGAGCUUGAUCUGGCCAUCGCAGCCAAAUACAAGGAGGGCCGGUUGCACCCGGCGGCGUCGUUGGCAUACUCGAAUACCAAGCCUAUACAGCAGCAACAUCUACGAAGCAUCGUCACGCGACUACUGCCAAAGAUUAUGCCUGCGAACAUGUCAACCAGUCCCGCCGUCAAUGUACUGAUCAAAGAGCUUGUGGCCUGCGCAGUCCUCUCUCCUGUGAUGCAGAUGCUCGCUGACCCAGACACAUGGAACCAGCUUAUGGAGGGCUACGGACGAUCGUUAAUACAGGAAAGGAAAACCGUCCGCAAGAUUCGAGCUGCUCUCGAUGAACAUGCUCCGCCCUCACCGAAGAACCCCAAGAACGUCCAGUUUCCGAAGCUUGCGCCCGGCGAUAACGAACGACGGUUCGAACGUUUCAUACGCGCCAUUAGGCAGACCAACACUCUUGCAGAUGCUAGACGAUUUCGCAGCGAAGUGUCAAGUCAAUUGCGGAAGGAUUCCACGGUAGAAGAUCAAGACCCUGUCUAUCUGCGGCGCCUGGAAACAGCGCGACAAAUUUUGGAUACAAAGGUCACCAACCUCAGUGCCGGUGGCUCGGUGCGGGCAAAGGUUGCUGCGCAGGAGAAGCCGAAGCACAAGCGUACUUCGUCCAAGUUCGCAAAUGCGUCUCUGCGCGAAGUGCUGUACGAUGCCUCAGGACUGUCUUGCUUCAUGGAGUUCAUGGACCAGGCGGACCUGAUGCGGCUGGUGCAGUUUUGGAUCGUGGUGGACGGUUUUCGCAAUCCACUGGAAGUAGAGACUGAAGAAGCGCCGGACUAUAUAGGCUCUCUUCCUGCAUGGACAGAGUCUGACCGUGCAGACCUGGCGCAGAUCUACGACGGAUAUUUGUCGAACCCGGAGUUGAAGAUACUCCCCGAAGCUCGACAAGCGGUCUCUGAGUUUCUCAAAGCCGGGCGGAAGGCGACUCCGCAGCAGUAUCAUAAUGCGCGACGUUCUUUGCUCCAAGCUCAGACGGCGGCGUACGAACAAUUACAGGAACCCUACUUCCGAAGGUUCAAGAAGUCCAACUUGUAUUACAAGUGGUUGGCCAUGGACGAGGCGGCGAACGCUCAGAACAGCAGUGUAAAUACGAGGACUGUGGCGCAAACACUCGACAAUUCGUCUGCGGCUCCACCUGCUAUGAUUCGCACCCAGUCAAGGCAGAAGAGCGCAUUGCAGAUACCACAAGGAGACUUGCGUCGAGCUGUCGCAUCGUCAUCAGACCUCAAGAGCCAAGGAACCGUCAAAAACGCCGAGCCACCUGCACGGCGUUCUUUGGAUGUACAUAGGUCAUCAUCUACACGCGCACCUCUCUUCGACGAGGACUACGACUCAGACCCUCUCGCACACUCGACCGCAAGCCUCAACUCAGACUUUGGUCAUGACCGCUCCAAUGGCAACAACACGCAGGUCGUCGAUGCUAUGCAGGCCGCCAUCAUCGACAUUAUGGACGAGCCUGAGGGUUCAAUAUUCUACGAGCCAGGUCUGAAAUCGCCACUGGAUAGUGUUUCCAUGCGAGGAUCCGUCGAUCUACCACGAGCGUCGUCCCCAGCCCCACAAUCACAAUUGCAGCAAAGCAAAGACAGUCUCAAGCCAAGCAUAGCGUCUCUUGGCUUAGUUGGGGAGCCCAGAACGCGCGGUGUCUUUGAUGAUGAUCUGUUCGGCGAUGAAGAAAGGUUUAUGGAGGACGAGAUCGAUGACCCAGUCCCGAGGAGCAAAGCAGAGGAGGAAGAGAUCCACGAGGCGGCGCCUGGAGACCUGGGUCUCGCCGAGGCUAUCGAUGCGCUUACUGCUGAUAUUGAGCGCCUGGUAUCCCAAGAGUCUAUCGUCGACUCGCUUACAUCGAAAGCUGAGUUGACAAACAACGCUGCAGAACUGAGGAUCUUGCGAAAAUCGAAAGCCAGCCUUCAGCGAGAGAUACAGAGAAAAGAGUUACAGCGUCAGCAGUACAUCGUUCAAGAAAGCGACAACAGCUUGUACGGACGCGCGACUGUGUUCAUUCAAUCGAUCAUGGUCGGCACAGAGGAAGACGGCAAGGAGUAUGCUAUGUACGUCAUCGAAGUACGACGACGUGCCGGCGACCAGAUGCCUGCCGCUACUUGGGUCGUCUCACGACGAUAUAGCGAGUUCCACGAACUAAACAAACGACUCCGCGCCAAAUUUCCGCAAGUCCGAAAUCUGGAAUUCCCGCGCCGGCAGAUGAUGCUGAAACUCCAAAAGGACUUCCUGCACAAGAGAAGGCUUGGGCUUGAGAAGUAUUUAAGGGAGCUUCUCCUCAUUCCAGCUGUAUGCCGCAGCCGCGAACUACGCGCCUUCCUCUCGCAAGCUGCUAUCAGCCCCGCCGAUGCCUUGCGAAACCAGGAUCCAAACUCCAACGACUUCGUAACUCGCAUCUACAACUCAGUCGCGGAUGGUAUGGAAGAGUUCCUAGGCAACAUACCCGUCCUCGAUCAGCUAUCCGUCGCAGGCCAGAACCUCAUAUCAGCCGCGACCACCCAGCUUGCCAACACAAACGGCGCGACCGCCCAACCGGGCAACCUGUCUUCUUCCGGCGUCCUGGUCGCGGGCGAACCCAACAAUGAUGCAGAAGCAGAAGCAGAGCUCCUCGCUUUCGAAAACAAAGAGCUCGAACCCUUCGUAAAACCAAUCUGCGACAUCUUCCUCGAAACGUUCGAACUAAACCGCGAGAACAACUGGCUCCGAGGCCGUGCCGUCGUCGUAGUCUUGCACCAACUCCUCGGAGGCACCAUUGAGCGCAAAGUCCGCGAGUCUUUCGACAAUCUGCUUUCAGAGAACAACAUCGUCAAAUACAUCGACACACUGAAAGAUAGCAUGUGGCCAAACGGCAGGAUGAAAGUCGGUGUCGAACGUACCAGCAAAGACAAAGAGAACAGUAGGAAGGCGGCGAGCGAGGUUCUGAGCACUCUCGUCCCGGAGUUGGCGAGUAGUGUUGUGGGGAGGCAGAAUGCGCAGUUGGCGGCGAAGAAGAUUGAGGGGACUAUCAAUAAUACCCGGUUGAACUUUUUUAGUGAUCAACACCUGAACGAAUUCACGAUGUCUGGACGCGGCGGCGGACGUAACCCACGGGGCGGCCGUGGUGGAAGAGGCGGCAGAGGCGGAGAUCGCGGUCGCGGUCGUGGUGGUUUCAAUAAUGGCAGGCGCGACGGAACCUCACAGCAUGCAUCGAAGCCUGCCAGAGUCAAAGAGACGGAAGAGCAGAGGGAGGCACGAAAGUCAUACAGCUCAUGGAAGCGCCGCCUUGGUGAGGCGGAGACUGAUCCAACCACCAUGCGACGUCUUUGGGAAGGCGCCUACGGUAUACUUGAAGCUGGAGACCGAGACUGGCGUCAGCAGCUCCCACAGGAUCUCAACGAUGACUCGGACGACGAGAGUGGUCAUCGUCACAUUCUCGCCAUUCUAAACUCAAAGGUUGUCGGCUCGGACUACGACACCUUCCUCAGCAACGCCCGCCAUUUCCUGCUUACGCUCACGAAUUCCUCACUCCUUCGAUGUCUCGCGGUUGACACCCACGUCGGUUCCAUCUACAACCUCUUCGGUGGUGUCGGUGGGCGGACUGCAGUCUCAUAUCUCCAGCGGGUUUGCAAGGCUCUGGUGGCAGCUCGAACAUCUUCUUCGGCACCUACCAAGGACCACGAAACGACGCUUCUCGCCAUGGCGACGGCUCUCUUCGAGCUAUUGAGACGUGAGCGCAGAGCCCGGUUCAACGAUGAGAUCACACCGCUGGUAGACUCUAUUCAGGCUGUGAGCGACCUCUACAAGGACUUGGUGUCGCCAGAUACCUCAACACGGACAAGCAAUCGCCUCGAUGAUAUUCGAGCCCUGGUAGCUAGAGCUCACGGACUCCUCGCCGAAACCACCGGUGACAACGGGGUUGAAGACGACAACUAUGCUGGCGACCCUGUAUCAUUCUACCCAAGAGACAUCGUAGUCCCCUCGGACCGCUUUGACAACGACAAGAAAGAUAUUGGCGACAUGGUAAUCUUCCCGACCCGGGAUGAGAUCGUAAGCGAUGCGAAGGAAUUCCUGCCCUAUACCGAUCCCGACCAGCCACACUUCCUUGAAGAUCGCGUGCAACGCCACAUUGAUACUUACUUCCGCCUGUUGCGCCACGAUAUCUUCGGUGAGCUGAAGGGUUCAUUGGCUGGAAUCAUGCACGCGGUAUCUCAAGACUCCAACAUGCUGCUCCACCCCAAUCUCAACCUAGGCGAUAUGCGCGCCAAUCAGUACACCAGUGCUCGCGUCAGCUACGUCACGCUCGACAAACGAAUGGGGUUGCAAGCUCAGAUGGAAUUCUUGCAGCCUGCGAUAGUCCGCAAGAGGAGUGUUAGCCAAAAGGUGAAUUGGUGGGAGGAGUCAAGGCGAUUCGACGAAGGGUCGCUUUUGUCCUUCAUAUGGAUCCAGGAUAACGUCGUUCAACACAUUUUCCUUACUGUCUCAAAUAAGGACACUGAUCCAACAAAGGAGUACAGCUUGACACACCACAGUCAAUUGGCCUACAUGACGGCUAGCCUGGUAACACAAGAUCGAGCGACAGUAAAGAUGCUGAUGCAGGCCAACAUCGGAGCAACCCGCGGCAUCCUACUAGAGUUUCCCAAAGUCAUGCCCGCAACCUUUUCGCCCACGUUGGAGAGUCUACAAGCCAUGCAGCGACUCAAUCGUCUACCGUUUCGGCCGUGGAUCGUUCCAGACAAAUGCAAUGACCGUAUAUCGACAAUUAGGACUCACAGAAUUCCUCCGCCUCUAUACGCGCGUGCCUCUGGCUUCAAGUUCCCCGUCGCCGCUCUCCUGAAAGAAGGUGACAAAGAGGACUCGUUCUCCAUCGAGCCGACAGCAUCAUGUGACGAUCAGGCCCUACUUAACAAGCUGGAAGCCAGGACGCAACUUGAUCGUGGGCAGUGUCGCGCGCUGAUUGCUGCGCUGACACGAGAGUUUGCCUUCAUCCAAGGGCCCCCAGGGACAGGAAAGAGCUUUCUGGGCCUUCAGAUCAUGCGGAUACUACUGGAAAUUAAGAAGAACCGCGAUCUCGGACCUAUAAUCAUCGUAUGCUAUACGAACCACGCCUUGGAUCAGUUUCUCGAACACCUAAUCGACAUCGGCGUUCACAAGCUCAUCCGUGUCGGUGGUAUGAGCAAGUCCAAGAAGCUUCUUAACCAUAAUCUGCGCACCGUCGGCGAAUCGGAGACGAAGACCAAGUCCGAGAAGUAUAUGGCGGCAAUGAACUACAAGGAUCUGGAUCAGAAUGAGAAGGAGGCCAAGAUGCUCUUUGGUGGUCUCCAUGGCUUGUCGAAACGUCCGGACUGGCACAAGCUUAAAGGUUUUAUUCAAGAGGAACAUCCGAAGAUCUACAAUCAGUUUCGUUCUGUCGAUGACGAGGGCUUCAAAACAGCCGGUCGCCAUCCAUUCGAUGUAUGGAUCGCCGGUACUGAGGCCUAUGGCCAAUCCUUAUUACCUCAGGGCGCCUUACAGCAAAUAAUUCGCCAGGCGACUACAAGCGUGUUUUCUCUGUCAAUGCUUGAGAGGAGCGCACUUGUCGCCUCCUGGGUCUCGCAAGCUCAAGGAAAUAAGGUCGGCGAGCUCUUCGAAAUCGUCAAUAGUGCAGCCAAGACUCAACGCCAAUUGAGCAACAUCCAUGAGGAGUUGAACCGACGACUACUAGAAGAGGCUGAUGUCAUUGGGGUUACCACGUCCGGCUUGGCAAAGCGUAUCUCCGUUCUCCAGCAGGUGAAGUGUAAGGUGAUCAUCUGUGAAGAAGCCGGUGAGGUCAUGGAGAGUCACAUGAUCUCGGCGAUGCUUCCCGAUGUUGAGCAUCUGAUCCAGAUUGGUGAUCACGAGCAGCUUCGGCCCUCUGUCAGCAACUUCCGCGACUUGUCGCUCGAGAGCGAGCGAGGAAAGCUUCACGCGCUCGAUAGGAGUCAGUUCGAGCGACUCUCGAUCGGUGAGCCCGGGCGGCCUCUGAUGCCUGUUGCUCAACUGAAUGUACAGCGUCGAAUGCGCCCGCAAAUCUCUUCGCUGAUUCGCGAAACAAUCUAUGAUAAGCUCAAGGACCAUCCGUCUACCAUCGAGCUGCCGGAUGUUGUUGGGAUGCGCCGCAACGUCUUCUGGCUCGACCACACCAAUUUCGAAAACGAGAAGGGUGCAGAUACACACGAUACGAAGUCCAAGUCCAACUUAUGGGAAGUCAAGAUGGUGCAUGCUUUGGUCCGGCAUAUCGUUCGGCAGGGCGUCUACAAGCCUGAUGAUAUCGCAGUCCUGACUCCAUACACUGGCCAGCUUCAGAAGCUCCGCGGCGCUAUGAGUAGCGAUUUUGAGAUCUGCCUCAGCGAUCGCGAUCGAGAAGCGCUUGAGAGGGACGGUUUCGCAGUAGAGGAUGACGAUACAUCGAAGACCACAGUACCUGCCCACGAGAGUUAUCAAGGGAAGCCGCUGGAGAAAAAGCAAUUGUCGGAGUUACUGAGAGUCGCUACGGUCGACAACUUUCAAGGAGAAGAAGCCAAGAUCAUCAUUGUCUCUCUUGUGCGGAGUAACGACCGCCAAAACGUUGGCUUUCUCAAGACGACAAACCGAAUCAAUGUCUUGCUGAGUCGCGCUCAACAUGCCCGACGACUUUCACAAGCUGAGUCCUGA
Messenger RNA from Alternaria ethzedia, 7278 nucleotides. RefSeq lists its product as uncharacterized. Gene Ontology annotation, cellular component: intracellular membrane-bounded organelle. The record is from RefSeq and is a predicted model, not a curated record. Bases 1 to 7278 code for a protein of 2425 amino acids. The transcript has 5 exons. Gene Ontology annotation, molecular function: phosphatidylinositol binding; helicase activity. NCBI's taxonomy places the organism in Eukaryota, Fungi, Ascomycota, Dothideomycetes, Pleosporales, Pleosporaceae.